CGAAGAUGACCCGUAUCUGUUGUCUGCCCUGCAAGGCCCAUCACACGCUACGCUCCUGCGCAAACGCAGCAUGUCAACGGCCUCCUCUGCGUCGUCAAUCUCUCUCCCUCUCCCUUAUCGUCCAUCGACCUCAUCGGACACCUUCCCGUUGUUGCCUUCGAUUCCCCAAUCACCAGUUGAUUUGACGAGACCGGAGACGACCAACUUGCUCGAUCCAACGCAAAAAGAGGUCCUGCGGCGUAGAACCAGGAAGCUCGAGCAGCUUCUUGGCACAACGCAUUUCCGCUCAGGAGGAUUUGAGGACGGGACCACUGUGGAUGCGUCCCGCUCUAUAAAACGAGACAGCGGUAGGGAGCAGGCAGACCGGCGUACUUCCUCCACGGGAACUCGCCUUGUUCGCUCACGCACCGCGUCCGGUCCUCCGACCACAAAGACUCAAGGGGGCCGUUUCUGCGUGCCGCUCUCCUCCUCACUGCAGCGCAUUGCCAGCAUUUCCACCCUCAACUCAGACGGUGUUCCCGUCUCCUCGCCCAGUAUCGGCGCCUCCUCCGACUGGGAAGACGAUCCUACUGAGAAAGAGAAGCGCCGACGCCGGCAAACGUUGCAGAAGAUCCAUCGGUACCUUGGCGUGGUCGUACCUGCCGACCUCGUUGCCCCCUCUUCGAGCGGGCUUGGCGCACCUCUCCCGUUGCCGGCUGAGCCGCCAGUUGCUGGUCCUAUUUGGCCGUACGAGGACAAGAAGCAAACCACAUGGAAGACACUCUUUACACGCAGCAGCGGCCCGCCCAAGCUGGACGAGUCUGUAUGGAAGCCGAGUGCAGUCGGUGUCGGCGUAGGUACGCGGCGCGUUGAUGCGCGUCGGCAGGAGCCGCAAGCACAAGCCAGCCCUGAUGAGCAUGCGAGGAACGUCAAACGGGCAGCGAAGAUGGAGCAGUUGUUUGGAUCGCCUCCGCCUCCAGCGCUCUACCUCUCACGUCCGGCAGGCACGCCCUUCUCCCCCACGGCUGACAGCCCUGUCAGCCCGAAUACUCCCCUCGUGCUUGGCACACGCCGCCGCGCGAAGAGUCAAGAUUCGCCUGCCCGCCCAAGGUUCGACGGGAUCAUUGUGACGACGGAGGAGGAGAUUGAAAUUGAAAUUCUCGAACCUGGCCCAAUGUCACAAUCAUAUGGCGCCGUAGGCUUGGGCAUUGGCCAGAAGCAGAAGCAGAAGAGAGAGAGAAUUAAGAGUGAUGGGGACGCCGUUGAUCAUGCUGGGGAUUGUCAUGAAGUCAGCGAGAUGGGCGAGCUUAGUGCGGACGAUGUGCAGGGGGAAAGUUUCAAGAGUUAUCGUCGGAGCCUGGCGAGCUUAGACUAUCUGACUCAAGCGGGUAAUCGCAAUUCUCUCGCCACACUCCUGCAGUUUGUCUCGCAAUCAGACAACCUGGACGGGAAUGAUCCGCUCCCCACUCCACCUCGGUCGUCGUCGCUGACCCCUUCAUCUCACGUCCUCUCGUCAACAGUCCCGGCUGAUAUCAUGAUCCCCCGUCCGUCUGCCCAGGAUCCCGAGACAGCCUCCCUCGUCUCGUUCGCUAUGUCAACUCAUGACCCUACCGAGAUUGCUCCUGCCCCGCCCGCGUGGAAGCGUGCAGCCAAGUUGAGGAAGUUCUUCGGGGUCACCUACCGGGAGCUGUUCGAUCAGCUCUUGGAGAAGAUCGAAACAGGUGCAAGGGAAGAUCUGGAAAGAGGAUUGUUGUCGAAAGAAGAGUUCGAGAUUGUUGUGAAGGACUUGAGAGCCCUUCGGGACAGAAGGGAGGGUCUCUCUUCCGAUCUAGUCCGCUAGGCCAAACCAUCACGAAAUGACUACCAGCUAAAGGGUAUCGGGACUGCAGAAGAUGGAUGACCAACACCACCCAUCACGCGCAGCACGACACUGUCAGCGGAAUCGAUAUGACCAGAAAACUCUUAUGAUAUGACUCGUAUGCAUUGACGCCCCGCAAAACGAUACUUUAUUAUAUGUACAUACGUCACCGAA
This is a messenger RNA of Dacryopinax primogenitus, 2011 nucleotides long. RefSeq lists its product as uncharacterized. The transcript has 3 exons. The record is from RefSeq and is a predicted model, not a curated record. NCBI's taxonomy places the organism in Eukaryota, Fungi, Basidiomycota, Dacrymycetes, Dacrymycetales, Dacrymycetaceae. The coding region runs from base 71 to 1819 and encodes 582 amino acids.